GGAUCAAGCUUCAACUACAGCCACUCACCCAAUUCGUUUGUGUUCGAUCAGGAUAAGAUUGAUAUACCAGCACUCUCUUCCAUAAUUUCCCCUUAAACCCUUCUAUUUAUGUGUCAUGUUCAUCAAAUGUUGCAAUUCAUUUCAGUAUUCUGUGAUUCCCCUCCCCAAGUUAGAGAUUCGGAAUAAUGAUCGAUCAAGAUGAAUGGAUUCUUCAAAUCAGAGAUGGUCUUUGCGAAGACAAUGAAUUGGUAGAAGAAGAGAGCGAAUUGCGCAUAUGCGUGUUCAACGUCCCAAAGGAAUUGCUGGUAGUGAAGACAGAAGCAUAUAUACAUUCCACAGUCUGUUUCUAUCGGGCCAUAUCACCACUGGAAACCUGAGCUGUACGAGAUGGAGAGGUACAAAGUGGGCGCCGCGCGAAGAUACCAGAAAAGAAUCGCCGCUCAAAAAUUUGAAGUCGUAGUGGAAUUGUUGCGGAAGUACGAGUGGCAAAUCCGAAGCUGUUAUCACAAAUACCUGGACUUCAAUGAGGAAGCCCUGGCUUUGCUAAUGGCGUUGGACGCCGCCUUUGUUCUCGAGUGCUUGCGAUUCUAUGCAAAGCAGGCGGACAAAACAAGCCAGGAAGUGUCCUCGGAAGUAAAGCAGCUGGGAAACGUUCUCGAUCCUUCUGGAAGAAGCGCGGCUCACAAUGCUAUUAUGAAAGAUCUAAUGAUGCUCGAGAAUCAGAUACCUUUGUUUGUCUUACGAAAGCUUUUGGAAAUGCAGCUGCUUUCUGAGGCAGGGGCGGAGGAGAGGCUCUGCAAUAUGGUGACACUUGCGUGCAAAGAAUUGUCGCCUUUCAUGUUCAAAAUGCCGGAGACUUCAAAGCUCCAGAUAAAAGAUCGGGGACACAUACUAGAAGUGCUCUAUUACUUGCUUGUCCCCGUGCCCCCCAAAGUUGAUUCUUUUCGCAGUGCCGUUGAAAUGGAAGAGCAGCCGCUGCCGGAUAUGACUAAUUUCCAGAAAGCUUUUAAUUUGCUAUGGAAGGCGCUCUCUGCACUCAAUGUCCGCCCCAUUCAACGGAUAUUUCAGGCAAGGAAGCAAUUUUUGAGUAUUUAUUUUCAACAUUUCCCUUAUUUUCUUAAAGAAUCAAGUACUCUGUGGCUGCUCUUCAAUGUUUCCUGUUCCUGUUAAUUUUAGAAGAAAAUUAGUUAUCUCCAGACGCGCUUUUAAGCAUAAAAGACUGGAAGCGGCUAAUUUGUACAUAAAAAUGUUGUCCGCACAAAAAAAUUUGUUUCACAAUGCUCUUAAAAUUGGAAAAAUUGGUUGUA
This is a messenger RNA of Cryptomeria japonica (Japanese cedar), 1307 nucleotides long. RefSeq names its product putative UPF0481 protein At3g02645. Lineage: Eukaryota; Viridiplantae; Streptophyta; Pinopsida; Cupressales; Cupressaceae. Bases 388 to 1170 code for a protein of 260 amino acids. The transcript has a single exon. The record is from RefSeq and is a predicted model, not a curated record.